This is a messenger RNA of Ananas comosus (pineapple), 700 nucleotides long. RefSeq lists its product as uncharacterized. Gene Ontology annotation, molecular function: zinc ion binding; DNA binding. The transcript is spliced from 3 exons. Bases 67 to 600 code for a protein of 177 amino acids. The record is from RefSeq and is a predicted model, not a curated record. Gene Ontology annotation, biological process: positive regulation of DNA-templated transcription; chloroplast organization. Gene Ontology annotation, cellular component: nucleus. NCBI's taxonomy places the organism in Eukaryota, Viridiplantae, Streptophyta, Magnoliopsida, Poales, Bromeliaceae.
UAAGGCCUCUUCUGUUUCCUGGAACAAUUGGUGUUCUCAGAACAGCAGUUUCUCAGAAAAAUAGAGAUGAGGGUUCUUCCUUUGUCCUCCUCACAAACCCAUUUCUCCCCUCCAUCUCUUGGACUAAACCGCGGAAACUCAGCUUCUAAGUUAAGCAGAAGCUCCACAAGGUAUGGAAAAGUUUGGGCCAAAGCUGAGGAGAAGAGCGGCGAGAAGGACGAGAGCAAGAAGACCAACAAGCAGUCCUUGUUCUCGAGCCUCACCGAAGCACUCGACUUCUCGCAGGUGAGGUCGGCAAAGGACGCCGAGCUACUCGAGGACGCGAGGGAGACCACCAGAGGCGGGGGAAAGAUGACGAGGGAACAGUACGGAGCUCUUCGCAGAAAAAUCGGCGGCACCUACAAGGAUUUCUUCAAGUCCUAUGUUGAUGUUGAUGGGCAAUAUGUGGAGGAUGGAUGGGUGGACAAGACAUGCAAGGUGUGCAAGAAGGACACAAGAGGAGAACCUCGGCAAGUCGACAACCUCGGAAGAUAUGUGCAUGUUGCAUGCUUGGAAAAUUCUAAACCAACCAACUUCUUCUCAAAGCUCUUCUCUAGAUGAUCCAAUCCUUCUAAACUGUACACCUAUUUUUCUUUUAAUCCUAUAGAUAACAGUAUGCUAUGCAAUGGAAUUAUAUUCAUGAAAUUUUUUUGGCAUCUUA